AUGCCGAGAUCAAAGCCCUCUCGAAUCUGCUUCGGUAUAGCGGCCAGGUACGGCGCGACGUGCGCGACCUUUGCGAGUGCCUUAAUUUUGGCUUCGGACGCACCAGCAUCGAGCGGCGUAACAAUCUUGUACAUCGCAUCAUGGAACGAGUCGACUUCGCGAGCCAUGAUUCGCAUGCGAGCGGAAGUUUCGGGCGCUGGCGACGAGCCCGGCGCGGGCAUUGAAGACACGAACGGGACGUCUCCUUUCGGUUAG
Messenger RNA from Microbotryum saponariae, 255 nucleotides. The record is from the annotation of a GenBank genome assembly. NCBI's taxonomy places the organism in Eukaryota, Fungi, Basidiomycota, Microbotryomycetes, Microbotryales, Microbotryaceae.